AUGGAUCCUUUUGAAAAUUAUGAAGUAGAAGAAGAUAAUAAUAAUAAUGAUGAUGAAAAUCCAUCAGAUAAUGAAAAUGAUAAUAAUAACAAUAAUAUAAAUAAUGGCAAUAGUAGUAGUAGUAGUAGUAAUAAUAAUAGAUCAGUAAUAUCAAAGAAACCAGCAGCAGUUUCGAAAAUCAAUUUUUUAAGUACAAGAGGUGCAAGUAAAUCGUCGAUCGAUGAAAAUGGUGUGGGUACUUCAGCAUCUAGCGGUUCAAAAGAUGUAAAAAGAGGACCAAGAGAUAAGGAUUUAUCCUAUGAGGACGAUGAUUUUGAUAGCUACUACAGUAAAACAAGUGAUCUAGCUAACGGAGGUAGUCAACCACUAUCGUCGUCGGCUGCAUCCGCUAUUCCGAACGAAGGUAUCUACAUCUGGGGUACCAACAUCAAAGUCAGUGAUGUUCAAGUCAAAUUCAGAGUAUUCAUAGAGUCAUUUACAAUUCAAAAGCCAACUUCAACCAUUUCAAAUAAUAACAACAACAACAAUGAUAAUAGCGAUAAUGAAGAGGAGGAGGAAGAGGAAGAAGAUGAAAUGGAUAUAGAUGGCAGUGGUGUAAGGAAUAAGAAUAAUAAAGGUGAAGUCAUUAUAUUAUAUUUAGAUAUGUUAAGAAUGUUAAAAGAGAAUAAGAGUAGACAUUUAAAUAUCAAUAUGACCUAUGUCUAUCAGUUUGAUCAAUCGCUCUAUUACAUUUGGGUCAGAUACCCAAAUGAAAUGAUACAACUCACGGAGCAGGAGAUCAACAACAUCUUUACAACCAUCUAUCCAGAGGUACUAGACGAAGUUACUGGUGUACUCACUGAUCCAAUCGAACUACAUCCAUUCAACCUUAAAACAACGAAACCAAUGCGUCAAUUGAAUCCUUCAGAUAUCGAUCAAAUUAUUUCGAUUAGAGGAUUGAUUAUUCGAACAAGUCCAUUGAUUCCAGAGUUAAAGACAGGUUUCUUUCAAUGUUCUGUGUGUAACUUUACGGUGGAGACAGAAGCAGUCAAGCAAAAGAUUGUAGAACCAACAAGAUGUCCGAAUCAAAACUGUAAGAUUCUAUCUAGUAUGAAGUUGGUUCACAAUCGUUGUUCUUUCUUUGAUAAGCAGUUUAUCAAGUUACAAGAGACACCCGAUGCCAUCCCAGAGGGUGAGACACCACACACCGUAUCUAUGUUUGUAUACCGUGAUCUUAUCGAUAUCGGUAAGCCAGGUGACCGUGUAGAGAUUACCGGUGUAUUCAAAGCAAAUGCAUCAAGAGCAAGCGGUACAACCAAAUCACUUAGAUCUAUCUAUAAAACAUAUAUUGAUGUAUUGUAUAUAAAGAAAACAGAUAAAGGUAGAAGACAUGAUGAUAUAUCGGUAUUGAGUCAAUUCAAUUCAGAGUUGGCGGAUAUCGAUGAGUUUAGAGUGAGUGCAGAGAGAGAAGCAGAGCUACUGAGUUUGUCAAGACGAAAGGAUAUCUACGAUCUGUUGACAAGGUCGUUGGCACCGAGUAUCUGGGAGAUGGACGAUGUAAAGAAGGGUAUUCUCUGUCAGUUGUUUGGUGGUAGCAACAAGCAGGGUCUGGGUGGAAGUAAGAUUCGUGGCGAUAUCAAUAUCUUGAUGUGCGGUGAUCCCGGUACCAGUAAGUCGCAGAUGUUGUCGUUCGUCCACAAGAUUGCACCGCGUGGUAUCUACACGAGUGGCAAAGGUAGUUCUGCUGUCGGUCUGACUGCCUACAUCACGCGUGAUCCAGACACGCGUGAAACCGUGUUGGAAUCGGGUGCGCUGGUCUUGUCUGACGAGGGUGUCUGCUGUAUCGACGAGUUUGACAAGAUGUCCGAUCACACCAGAUCGAUCCUUCACGAAGUGAUGGAACAACAAACGGUGUCCGUAGCGAAAGCCGGUAUUAUCUGCUCGCUCAAUGCGCGUACCAGUAUUCUGGCGUCGGCCAAUCCCAAGGAGUCGCGAUAUAAUCCGCGAAUGUCCGUCGUGGAGAACAUUCAGUUGCCACCGACUUUGUUGUCGCGUUUCGACUUGAUCUACUUGGUACUGGAUAAAGCCAAUGAGAGACACGAUCGUAUGUUGUCGCGACACAUCGUUUCGCUCUAUUGGAAUGAGAAUCCCGCACCGCAAUGGACGAUUCCCCGAGACAUGAUGACCGACUACAUCAGUUAUGCGCGCAAGAAUAUCAAUCCUAUCAUCCAAGAGGACGCUGGCGAACUGCUGGUUAAAGGUUAUCUCGAGAUGAGAGCUCAGGGCGGUGGAAGAACGAUCUCUGCAACGCCAAGACAACUAGAGUCACUGAUACGUACCAGUGAAGCGCAUGCCAAGAUAAGAUUCUCGCCUGUGGUGGAGCCAGUCGAUGUAACAGAGGCUAUCCGUUUGGUGAGGGCUGCACUUCAGGUGUCUGCAACCGAUCCGACCACCGGUACAAUCGAUAUGGAUAUGAUCAACACUGGACGAUCGUCGUCGCUGCGUAUGGAGAUAGAAGCACUCAAGGAAGCUAUUCUCGGAAUGAUGGGUGCUCGUACAACACCCUGGACACAGGAACAACUAUUUACACAAGCAAAAGCAUUUAGCAAACCCAACGAUAACAAACCAGCGUUUUCAAAUAUUUCACAAGAUGAACUACUCGAUGCACUCAACCAACUCUGUCAAUCCGAGGAAAUCAAGGUUACAAAGGGUAUCAAUCCCACUUAUAUUUUAAUGACUAAAUAA
This is a messenger RNA of Heterostelium album PN500, 2724 nucleotides long. RefSeq names its product DNA replication licensing factor MCM (gene mcm4). The coding region runs from base 1 to 2724 and encodes 907 amino acids. Gene Ontology annotation, cellular component: nucleus; MCM complex. Gene Ontology annotation, molecular function: single-stranded DNA binding; ATP binding; single-stranded DNA helicase activity. The record is from RefSeq and is a predicted model, not a curated record. The transcript is spliced from 3 exons. Gene Ontology annotation, biological process: DNA replication; mitotic DNA replication initiation; DNA strand elongation involved in DNA replication. NCBI's taxonomy places the organism in Eukaryota, Evosea, Eumycetozoa, Acytosteliales, Acytosteliaceae.